AUGUAUGCAGCUUGUAACAGUGGCAGCAGUGCGGUUGGCAGGCAGGUUGUCAGCAAUGGUGGGGAGGUCUUCAUGUUUGGAAAGGACACUUAUCAUUGUGAUCACGCCACUGGUCAGGUCACAGAACUGAAAGAUGUGAACAUCACACAAAUAGCACUUGGUAAGGCUCAUGCCAUUGCCCUGAGCAGCAAAGGACAGAUAUAUUCAUAUGGUAUUAACAACAAGGGGCAGUGUGGACGUGACUACAACCCCGGAGCCACCAGAGAAGGGAGUAACAAUGUGAACAUGGCUGAAGAGGAGGAGGAAGCAGAGACGGAGGAAUUUCUGUGUCCACCUGGUAAACACCGAUGGAAGCACGAUCAGUGCAUGGUGUGUGUUGUGUGUGGGGAGUGCACUGGAUAUGGCUCCAGUUGUGUAAACAGUGGCAAGCCAGAUAGACAGCCUGGCUCACAAUGUGGUUGUGGAGUGGGGGAUGCUGGAUGUGUGCUGUGUGGGGUGUGUAGCUUGUGUGGGGGAGACAAACUGGACCUCGAUGGACUGGACGAAAGGGGCCUUUUUGAGGUGUUUGCAAAAGGAAAGGAGAGUUCGCCGCUGGAUAUUCUUAUCUCACGUCAUGAAGUGAGGCACAUAGAACAGCUUAGUAGGAAAGUGGAGCAGCAACACAUGAAAGUGAGAAAAGCUCACCAAAAACUAAUAAAGGAGAAAAAACAGAGAGGUGAUGAUGGAGAUCAGGAAAAAGAAUACACCAAGUUAGUGAGUCUACUUCCUGCUGAGGUUGUCAUUGGCAAUGGAGACAUACUUGUGUCUCAGAUAGCCUGUGGUCAACAUCACACAGUUGUUCUGCUACAGAAUGGAGAUGUGUAUACAUUCGGCAGCAAUCACCAAGGACAGCUUGGACAAGGAGAUUUACAUAUCAGAGGCUGUCCCGCCAAGGUUACCCUCCCAACACAGCUGUCCAGAUAG
Gigantopelta aegis is the source of this 963-nucleotide messenger RNA. Its product is annotated as E3 ubiquitin-protein ligase MYCBP2-like. Lineage: Eukaryota; Metazoa; Mollusca; Gastropoda; Neomphalida; Peltospiridae. The coding region runs from base 1 to 963 and encodes 320 amino acids. Gene Ontology annotation, cellular component: nucleus. The transcript is spliced from 9 exons. The record is from RefSeq and is a predicted model, not a curated record.